GUCCUGCUGACUAUCUUUCACCAGUCUGCACAGUGCGGCUCAGUAUAGCGUGUUAUACACAUCUUUCCGAGACAUCGCUCUGCGUCAACACUACAUCCAGAGUCUCGACUCUUGACGUGUUCCACUUAACCUUAUCAUGUUCUAUCCGCCAUUAUGUCUAGCCAUCCGAUUCCGAACAUCCGCCAUUCGGAUCGGCUAGGUUCAUGUCUUGUUUCCGCUAUAUAACCCUCUAUGGGGAAGUCUAGAUGGGACUAACAUGGAAUCUCCAACUCAAAUGACCUCUAUCAGCUCUGGGUCUGAAAGUUCAGGCUCUUCGGAAUGCGUUUCCCAUUGGCUUCGAGAAACGGAAGCAGCUGAAUUGCUGACGGAAUUAGAUUCCGCGUUGAUGCUGGAGCAAGUGGAUAGAGCAAGCGAUGAUAACAGUGAUACAGAUAGUGUUGUGCUAACGGAACGUCAACAGACUUUUUCCCUGCUAUGGGAUGCAGCGUCCACUGGGCUGUUGACGGGCAACGACACAGAAAUGCUUCUGGUUGAAAUUGAGCGUGCAGAUCAGUAUGCCACUAUGAGUGAUGAAACGUCCUCUUCAGACCCAAGAAAACUCCUGUAUUCGGAACGUAGCAAUUUGAUCUUGCGAUACGUGCAAGAAGAGUGUGAGGAAAAGCUGAGCGAAGUUCAGUUUGAUCUAGACACCUUCGUUGAAACACAUUCCCGUCCUGCCGAUGACAGAACAAACGACGUCUCGCUUGAUCGUGAACUAGCAAGAGCGACGAAUAAACGUCAGGCUAUUGACGUGUUGUCGUUCGAUGCUUCAGACGAUACAGCAUCCUUGCGAGAAGCAUACAUGCUUACUUUGAUAUCGCUCUUUGCGCUUGUCGCACUAGUAGCUACCGUCUCAUCAUGAUGAAUCAGAAUUUUAUUACGCCCAAAAAAUUCAGAAGUAUUGCAAAUGUUUCAUAAACGUUAACAGUACGA
This is a messenger RNA of Somion occarium, 972 nucleotides long. NCBI's taxonomy places the organism in Eukaryota, Fungi, Basidiomycota, Agaricomycetes, Polyporales, Cerrenaceae. The record is from the annotation of a GenBank genome assembly.